GCAUCCUCACCGACACGUUAUUGCCUCGGAACUUCUCGCAACGAGAGCCACGGGAUUUUAGUUUGUUUUUGUUUUUUUUUUCCAAAAAAAAUUUUUUUCCUUUUUUAUUGAACCUAGAAGGCCUUUUUAAUCUUCUACUGCAUCAAAACCAGAAAUUGUAACUCAAGACCUGAUUCUAAGGAUCUACCCUUACAAUUUUCAACCCUUUUCUAGUCUUUUAUCGUUUUUUAGUUUCUUUUAUAUAUAUAUAUAUAUAUAUAAAAGAUAUAUUUUAAUGAGAAUUUUAUAUUUAUCAAGUCAAGUGUUUGGUGCGAGUGACAAUUUUUACUGACAUUGUUUAAUGCCUUAUUAUUAUUUAAAGUGAGUGUCAGUUCAUAUAGUUGAUGUUGGAUUACAUAAGCAAAAAUAUGGACGUUACGAGUGGCAUGAGACCUAUUUUUGGGGGAUACCCUUUUCAAGGUCAGGGGCGAAUGAAUCAACUCGGUGGAGUUUUUAUUAACGGACGUCCACUACCAAAUCACAUUCGUCGACAAAUAGUGCAACUUGCCGCAAAUGGUAUACGACCAUGUAUGAUCUCUAGACAAUUACGAGUUUCUCAUGGUUGUGUGUCAAAAAUUUUAAAUCGUUAUCAAGAAACGGGUUCAAUUAAACCGGGAGUGAUUGGAGGCAGUAAACCCCGUGUCGCUACACCGGAAGUUGAAGCAAGAAUUGAAGAAAUCAAAAGGGAGAAUCCUGGUGUUUUCUCUUGGGAAAUUCGAGAAACACUUAUCAAGGAAAACUUUUCCGAUCCACCGAGUGUUAGUUCCAUUAGCCGACUACUUCGAGGUGGAAGACCAGGAGAAGAUGGAAAGAAGGAUUACACCAUUGAUGGAAUCCUAGGAGGUGGAAGAUGUGGAGAGGAUUCAGACACUGAAAGUGAACCAGGAAUUCCUUUAAAGAGGAAACAGAGAAGAAGUAGAACAACAUUUACUGGAGAACAACUCGAACAACUAGAGGCUGUUUUUCAAAGAACUCAGUAUCCGGAUGUUUAUGCCAGAGAAGAAGUCGCUCAAAGAACAGGCCUUACUGAAGCAAGAAUACAAGUUUGGUUUAGUAAUCGAAGAGCUAGACUGAGAAAGCAUGCCGGAAGUGUGUCUCAUCCAAUGAGCAGUCUUCCCUUGACACCAUGUCAAUAUUCAACGGGUCACGAUUUGAGUCAAAUCCCACAAGUGCCCCAAAUUCCAGGAGGCAUUCCCCAAGUGCCAACAACACUGCAUCAAGGUUCAACGACACUUCAUCAGGUGCCAACGAGUCUACAUCAAGUGUCAGGGACUGUGGCCCAAAUGGCCAAUUCAAUGGCUCAAGUACCUACAACCAUGAGCAGUGCUUUGCAAGGUCAUGUGUCUCUCCCAGGACAUUUGAGUUCCCUAAGUUCCCAUUUGAGUCCAGGACACUCGAAUGGAAUGCAACACAGUCAGGUUCCUGGGAUUCAACCACCUGUUGCCCAUGGGGCACCCACGUCACUCUCUCAUUCUAGUGGUAAUAGUGAGUGGUCAAGAGCACAGUUAGGAUGGAGUCAAUUUAAUCAUUUCCAAGGUGGCGAGUAUACUUCAUCGCAUGCCAGUCAUCAACUGGCUUCCCACACAAGUCAUGGUGCUCAAGUUUCGAGUAGCGCAAAUACACCUUCCACAGAAUGGUACGAUCAAAAUUACGAAUACGCGCAACAUGCCCAAUUCAAUUAUCAUCGGAGUAUUGGUGGAAUAUUUUAAUUUUUAAGUGUAGAAAACCAAAAUUUUUUAUAUAUCUAUUAUAUAUAAAUAUAUGUACAUAUAUAUAAAUAUAUAUUGUAAAUAGAAAAAUAUAUUAUUAUAGAAUAUCAA
Leptopilina boulardi is the source of this 1859-nucleotide messenger RNA. RefSeq names its product protein gooseberry-neuro-like. The transcript is spliced from 6 exons. Gene Ontology annotation, biological process: anatomical structure development; regulation of transcription by RNA polymerase II. Bases 384 to 1748 code for a protein of 454 amino acids. The record is from RefSeq and is a predicted model, not a curated record. NCBI's taxonomy places the organism in Eukaryota, Metazoa, Arthropoda, Insecta, Hymenoptera, Figitidae. Gene Ontology annotation, molecular function: DNA-binding transcription factor activity, RNA polymerase II-specific; RNA polymerase II cis-regulatory region sequence-specific DNA binding.